AUGUUUGCCGCUGAAUCUCGGGUGGCUAUUCCAGAUAGCUUUCAAUUGGGCUGUAACUCUGUUUUAGAGUCUUCUGCCGUUCAUUUCAGCAACAAGGUUCUUCUUCAAAUUAGAUUGAACGGCGAGCUUGACACAUGUCUCGAGGUCAAAUCAAAGGGACUUCCCACCAGCAGCUUGCAGACAGGUUCGUUAGGAGAGCAUUUUUCAGAAGGUCAAAGUCAACAGGCAGAAGGCAGCGGCGAAACGUACGAUGAUGAGGAUCUAGAGAACUUCACACCUGCCGAAGACUCACUGUCCAAUUUUCAGAUUUCAACGAGACUGGGGGACUCGAAUGAUAUGAAACUACCAAUUGUGUGCUCCCAAAUCGCGGAACUGUAUUACAAAGCUGUCUUUCCAGCAAAUGCAGACCAACUCCGAGACGUGGCGCCCGUUCGAGAUUUCGUAAUCUCGCUGAGUGCCAAGUUCUUCAGAAAAAGCUCCUCUGACAACGAAUUCCAAACGCUUCUUUUCAUCUUACAAGCGAUCAAGAAUAUGUACCUUUGA
Messenger RNA from Lachancea meyersii CBS 8951, 543 nucleotides. The record is from the annotation of a GenBank genome assembly. NCBI's taxonomy places the organism in Eukaryota, Fungi, Ascomycota, Saccharomycetes, Saccharomycetales, Saccharomycetaceae.